AUGACGACAGGGCUUUGUGUGUAUGUCCUGUUGGCGGUCCUGUGCACGAGCUGUUUGGGGCACCCCCUCUCCUCUCAGCACCUGGAGGAGGGCCAUCGCUCCGUCUCCGCUCCCUCUGAAGCCCUCCUCGAGGCUGAUACCCACAGCUUGGGAGAGCCCCACCUCCGACAGAGCCGCUCUGCCCCCCAGCUGAAUGCUCUUCCUGUGGCUGAGGAGGCUGGAGACACCCGGGCCAACCUCAGCGAGUUGCUGGCAAGACUCAUCUCCUCCAGGAAAGGUUCUGUGCGCAGAAACUCAACGGCGUACAGCAAAGGACUGAGCCCCAACCACCGGAUAGCAGACAGGGACUACUUGGGCUGGAUGGAUUUCGGCCGCCGCAGCGCAGAGGAGUACGAGUACUCCUCGUAA
This is a messenger RNA of Pleuronectes platessa (European plaice), 408 nucleotides long. RefSeq names its product cholecystokinin b (gene cckb). Gene Ontology annotation, biological process: digestion. The coding region runs from base 1 to 408 and encodes 135 amino acids. Gene Ontology annotation, cellular component: extracellular region; axon. Lineage: Eukaryota; Metazoa; Chordata; Actinopteri; Pleuronectiformes; Pleuronectidae. The transcript is spliced from 3 exons. Gene Ontology annotation, molecular function: neuropeptide hormone activity. The record is from RefSeq and is a predicted model, not a curated record.